This is a messenger RNA of Trichoplax adhaerens, 2445 nucleotides long. RefSeq lists its product as uncharacterized. The transcript is spliced from 2 exons. The record is from RefSeq and is a predicted model, not a curated record. Bases 1 to 2445 code for a protein of 814 amino acids. NCBI's taxonomy places the organism in Eukaryota, Metazoa, Placozoa, Uniplacotomia, Trichoplacea, Trichoplacidae.
AUGGGUUACAAAUCCAAUUCCUUUAGGAUAUCUGUUUGGUUAUCCACUUUAUGCCUAUUUAUAUUCGUUCACUACGUCAAUUCUGAUAAUAUUGACGAUCACCAAUGCUAUUCUAAUUGCCAAUUAAGCAUAUUAGAAGAAACUCAAACAUAUAACAACUUCAAGAAUAAAAUUAAAUCUCCAUCGAUCCGCGUUGUGUUUUUCUACCUAUGUAAAGAAAACGACAGUCAACCCAUUCGACCCCGACAUGAAGAACAGGGUACAUUUUAUGCGUGGUUAAGAAAUGAUUAUGGCCGGGCUAUUUUUGCAUUACCCAGUGAUUAUAUUACUACGAGCUUAAGUCUAUACGUGAUCUUUGCAUCUUCUCUACAAGUCCAUGUUAUGGAAUCUCCUGAAGGCUGUUAUAUACAUGCUAAUGAUACUUGUCGAGAAUUGAUUGUGUUUAAAACUUUGGUUCAAUUAAUUCGAUCAAAUAAUAGUAAAAAUAGUUCUAGCGAAAAAAGUGGCUCUUUAUGCAGAAGAAACUUUUUAAAGAAUAAAACAAGUGAUCUUGGUACAGCUGAUUAUUCAUGUUGUGAAUAUAAAGAAUCAGAUUCCGAGAUUAAUAUUAACAAAUGUUUAAAACCUCAAACUAUCGCAUGGUAUGUGCCAAUAAUGAGGAUAUUUACUAUUAUUUUGAGCACAGUUUUGGGUGGAAAUAUAUUGGCUAAAGUUAUUAGUUCCUAUCUGGACACCCUAGAAAAGAAUACGGAAAUUGAUUCAGUUAGCGUUUCUGUUUUGAACCAAGUAAAGUUGCAGACAGUCGGAUAUUUCUAUCUCCGAGAAACUACCGGUUCUAGCAAAAAUCGUUGGCUACAAAUCCAAUGCAGCUUAAUUUAUAUUCUAUUAUUCUUUGCUGGAUUUACUGGAACAUUCAUUUCUAUUGGUUUACAAAUAUUUCCUCCUUUCUUCAUGAUUUUACCCGCUGUGCAGCCUCUAUCUAUGCUCUACGAGAUUAGAUUUUGGCUAUCAAUUUUCGGGGGUAUUCAUUGUUUUUGUACCUUAAUUAUAAUAUUAGCCCAUCUAAAACAAUUCUGGUUAACUAACUCAUCAUCGUAUCAGCGUCUUCUUCCCCUAUCAACAUCAAAUUAUAAAGUCUUAACUCGAAGUAAUUUUGGACAUUUACACCUACAAUUUAUAACUCGUCUCAAAGAUAUUAUAAAUCAUUUAACGUCUUGCCAUUUUAUGAAAUUCAUUAAGGGUCUACUUACGCUCCUAGUUUGUCUACCCUUCUUUAUUUUCGGCCCUAUUGAACUACUACGAAUUGCAUUAUUUAUGUGUGAGGUUCUUACCUUGAAAUUAAAACGAUAUUUUCUAUUUACAAGUUCCGAAUUGAAGCGCUUUAAUAUCAUAGUAUCGCCUAUCUUAUUUCUCAUAGCGUUUUUGUAUUCUACAAUUACUAUAGUAACAUUUUGGCUAACUUUUCAAGUCAUUUGCCGUAUUAUUAUCAAUGUUACGAUAUUUAUUAUCACCCAUUCCGUUUACUUUAGUAUCGUCAUUGUCGUUAUUAUACCUUAUGUACACUAUAUUACAAAAUUGAUCGAUUCGUAUGCAAGCAAAGGAUAUAUGCUUCCUAAACGUAUUAUCAAGUUACAACAGAGUGUAGAAUCUAAAAUCGAUGACAUAUUAACUGCUAAACAAGGAAAGCUGGAAAUCUAUUUCGUCGUCUCGGAAGAUCUUAACAAUCCUAUAAUAACAAUUGAUUUACCUGAAAUGUUACAAGACAGCCAAAUAGAAUAUUAUGUUCGACGAUAUUUACAAUACGUAGUAUUAAAUCACUAUGAAUUAGUAGUUGGAAUGUCUAAAGUCGUCUUUCAAUAUAAUCUAUUACAUGACGAUUUUGUCCAAGUAACACUAUCGCCCGAUUAUAAUAUCUAUUUCUAUCAUGGAUACAAUGAUGGAUUAAAUGAAUUGCUAGCAUGCAUUAGUCAACACUUAAGUGAUAAAAAGGUCGAAUACUAUCGAGUAAAGUUAAGUCAAGUCUAUUACAAAAUAAAUAACAUCGAUGAUUGUGAGUGUAUUGGAAUACCUUCAGAACUAUUCGAUUAUAUACGAUACUAUGCUCCUGAAGUAUCGUUGAAUCUUUGGCAAAUUUUAUAUAAUAUUAUAAUUACUACAUGUUUACUUGUUACGUUUAUAUUUACAGUUUUAUUGGAUUCGAACAAAUGGUCAUUUAUAUCGUUAAAUGCAACUAUUGCUAGUACACCAAUAGUUUAUAUCGCUACGAUAUUAUCUAUGAGAUAUCUUAAAGUAAACGAACCUGAUGAAGAAACGACAACUGAAGUAUUGAUGGCAAGUUUAAUACAAUAUAGAAGAGGCUAUCGUUUAUUUUGCAAGAGAGGUAUCGAAUUUCAGCCGAUUACUCAAAUAGUACGAAUGGCAUUCACUCAUCCUAUUCAUAGAUAA